CCGAGUUUACAUCAGAAGCAACCCGUAUUCAAAUAGUGGCAUAGACGAAGUGGUGGUUCAGCCGUGCGAACCGCCGUCAAACUUCAAUUGAAAACGAAGAAGAAAAAGAGAGGAGAAAGGGAAUGAAGCUCGACGUAGAUGUCUUGAGAUAUCUCUCCAAAGAUGAUUUUAGGGUUCUCACUGCUGUUGAAUUGGGCAUGAGGAAUCAUGAAAUUGUACCCACUGAACUCAUCGACCGAAUUGCUCGUCUUAAGCAUGGGGGCACCUACAAGGUUUUGAAAAAUUUACUCAAGUACAAGUUGUUGCAUCAUGACUCUUCUAAAUAUGAUGGAUUCCGCCUUACCUACCUUGGUUAUGAUUUUCUUGCCAUUAAAACCAUGGUGAACAAAGGAGUGUUUGUGGCUGUUGGUCGCCAAAUUGGCGUUGGAAAGGAAUCUGAUAUAUUUGAGGUGGCCCGUGAAGAUGGAACAGUUCUAGCCAUGAAGUUGCAUAGGCUUGGUAGAGUCUCUUUUAGAGCUGUCAAGUCUAAGCGUGACUAUUUAAGACAUCGUAGUAGUUAUAAUUGGCUCUAUUUGUCUCGCCUUGCUGCACUUAAAGAAUUUGCUUUCAUGAAGGCUUUGGAAACACAUGGCUUUCCUGUUCCAAAUGCAGUAGAACAAAAUAGACAUUGUGUGGUCAUGUCACUUGUCCAAGGUUACCCUCUUGUUCAGGUAAAGCAGUUACAGAAUCCAGAGACAGUUUUUGAGACAAUUAUUGGUCUAGUUGUUCGGCUGGCAGAGCAUGGUCUCAUUCAUUGUGAUUUCAAUGAAUUUAACAUCAUGAUUGAUGAUGAUGAAAAAAUUACAAUGAUUGAUUUUCCACAAAUGGUAUCUGUGUCACACCGUAAUGCACAGAUGUACUUUAACCGUGAUGUUGAAUGCAUCUUUAAGUUUUUUAGGAAGAGGUUCAAUCUUUCUUUUCAAGAAAGCACAGAUGAUAUUGAUGGUUCUGAUGAAGGGAGAGAUGAAGCUGGAAAGCCCUGUUUUUCUGCAAUAGAGAGAAGUGCUGGUUUUCUAGAUAGGGAACUUGCUGCCAGUGGCUUUACUAGAAAGGAUGAAGAAGAUAUUCAGAGGUUCAUUGAAGGCGGGGCAGAGAGUGAUACAAAUUCAGAUAGUGAAGGGGUUGACCUAGUAGAAGAUCUGAACGAAGCAGACACUUUAGAUGAUGGUUCUUCACAUUUAUUGGAACAGGACGAGGGACAUGAAAGUCAGGGAAAAGAGGAGAGCUCUGAAGCAUGUGAAAGCAGGAGAUCUGAAAAGGACGAUGCAAGUGACGAGGAGGAAAACAAUCAAAAUGCUACGGAAAAUGAAGCUGAACUCGUUAAGAGCCUGAACAAGCAAAGACGACAUGCCAUUGCAGCAGCUCAUAGGGGACGAAAGACUCUUGCGUCCAGGAAUUCCUACAAAGACAAGGGUGGUAGGUCAUCUCACAACUCAAAAAUCCAGAAACAGUUGAGCAGCUGGUGAGAUAUGGGAGACAAAACCCAUGUGAUUGAGCUCAUGAAGUGAACUGAAAAAGACUUGAUAUAGUUUAGACGGUAGGCCAUCUUAAGUGGCCUUUAUUAUUUGUUCACAUACGGUUCAAAUAUAUUAUGUAAAAUUUGGAGAUAGGAAAACAAAUAGGAUAUUGCUGGGUCCCCCACAUCCCCGUGAAGAGGAUAAUCAUAUUCUUUUUGCGUGUUAUAUUUAUUUUGAAUGAAAAUUUUGCUUCUAUAUUG
This is a messenger RNA of Abrus precatorius (Indian licorice), 1756 nucleotides long. Its product is annotated as serine/threonine-protein kinase rio2. The transcript is spliced from 13 exons. NCBI's taxonomy places the organism in Eukaryota, Viridiplantae, Streptophyta, Magnoliopsida, Fabales, Fabaceae. Bases 123 to 1505 code for a protein of 460 amino acids. Gene Ontology annotation, biological process: maturation of SSU-rRNA; protein phosphorylation. Gene Ontology annotation, cellular component: cytosol; preribosome, small subunit precursor; nucleus. Gene Ontology annotation, molecular function: ATP binding; protein serine/threonine kinase activity. The record is from RefSeq and is a predicted model, not a curated record.